Molecule: messenger RNA, 6324 nt
Organism: Oncorhynchus gorbuscha (pink salmon)
Lineage: Eukaryota; Metazoa; Chordata; Actinopteri; Salmoniformes; Salmonidae
Gene: sh2d3ca
Product: SH2 domain containing 3Ca
Exons: 15
Coding region: 96-3182 (1028 amino acids)
Biological process (GO): positive regulation of peptidyl-serine phosphorylation; small GTPase-mediated signal transduction
Molecular function (GO): guanyl-nucleotide exchange factor activity; phosphotyrosine residue binding
Source: RefSeq, a predicted model, not a curated record
UUAAAGACAGUCUACUUGGCACUGGAGAUCGAGUAGCUCCCCCCCCCCGCAGUCAGAUAGUUAGUAAGCCUGAAGUUGGACCCCACAGCCUCACCAUGAGCGGAAAACGGAAACUGAGUUUAAAGUGGUUUGGAAUUCUCCCUAACUUCUCCUUCCGUCGCAGCUCAUUGUCUGACAAAUUCGACUCCAAGUCCUCCUCCGCCGAGCCUGAUGGGGCUGGGGCUGUGGAGACGUUUUUUGACGACAUGGAUAUGAUGCAUCCAUGCACAUCCAGCUCCAGCGACAACUACACGCACAUGGGCACCUUUCCCCGCUUCCUCCUCAGGAAGAGUGACAAGAGUGGGAAUUCUGGGAAGAGCGGGACCAAGAAGAUCAAGGAGAAGACAGGGGCAAGGCUGGGCAGGAGUCAGAGCCAGCGGCCGGCAGGGGACCAUGUGUGUAGCUCUCACCUGCUCAUGGCACAAUCCAGCCGGCCUGGCUCCAGAAAGGACCAGCCUCUCUCACCUUUAUCCACCCAGGCUGGUCCUGGUCCAAGGCCCCAACGGGACCAAGGGCUGCCUCCCAUCCCCAGAGGAGGAUCACUCGAUAGGAAUGAACACGGAGACCCACAGGCUCACUGUGAGGAAGAAGAACCACACCAAGGGCAGCUAAUGUCAGCUCAGGAUGUGGGGUCUCGUACCUCUAACGCCCCGCCGCUCACUUGUGAAGACGUCUCCAAAAAACGCGCAUUCACCACUGAUCAGGGUGCAGCUUCAGAUACAGCUUCAACUGGUGGGGCUAGAAGGAACCUUGCUACUGUUCCUGAGCCACCUCCAACCCCCAAGCUUCUAAAGAAAACCUUGCAGCAGCCUGGGACCCUUGUCACCCAUCAGAUCGAGGAGGGCCUCCCCAUGAAGAGAGCCGAUAACCUGGUAACAGACAGUAACUCCAUCCCCCUGCCUGAGAGGGCCUCCAGUGGUUCUACUGAUAGAGACCUGGGAGAGGGCCUUCAGAGGGAAAGCCAGGCUGCUAAACCUGUGGACAGUCACAUGGACCAUAUAGACAACAAGACUGAAUAUGUCAAGAUCUCUCAGGCGGAAGAAGACUGCCAGGCCCAGCCUGAACUGGACUGGGCUGGCCUGGACUCGACUAGACUGGACUGGCCCGGCCUGGACUGUUUCUCCAAGGAGAAGUACCUGCUGGAGUCUCCACCAGAGAAACUACGGAAGGAGCUGGAGGAGGAGCUGAAACUCUGCAGCAGCGAUAUCAGGAGCCAUGGCUGGUACCAUGGACACAUCCCUCGAGAGCUGUCGGAGACUGUAGUCCUGCAGAACGGGGAUUUCCUGAUCCGUGAUUCGCUGAUUAACAUGGGCGACUACGUCCUAACGACCCGCUGGAACCACGAGGUUCUGCAUUUCAAGAUCACCAAGGUCCUGGUCAAGUCCAGCACUGAGUCGAAGGUCCAGUACCUGUUAGAGACGGACAGCUUCGACUCCAUACCUGAACUGGUGAGGUUCUACGUGGUCGGCCGGCGGCCUGUCUCCCAGCCCAGUGGAGCCCAGAUCUACUGUCCAAUCAUACGCACCCUACCCCUGCACUACCUGGAGGCCACAUUUGCCUUAGCCAAUAGCAGGCACAGCCUGGCCCACUCACCGUCCAGUCAGAGAGGAGCGUACAUCAAGAGGCGGAGCGUAACCAUGAACGACGGAUUGACCACAGAGAAGCUGAUACCUCACAGCCCUUCUACUAUUCACAACCACAAGGAUGCGAUGAGGAACUGUGCCGUGAGUAUGGAUCAGAUCCAGGAGUAUCGCUGUCCCCUGUCUCCUGUAGGAGAAACACCUCUCUCCCCAGCAUACAGCCACAUCCACAGACACAUAACCCAGUCAGGGGGUAGAGUUCUGGCAGUGGUUCCCCCCUCACCAGUCCUGAGACGCUCCAGCGAGCCCCAGCUCAGCCCUGGCUCCAACAACAACCUACCCGACAUGCUAGCUGCCAGCUCCCACUCCACCCCGGCCCACUUCUCCUGCCCAGCCCCAGCAGGGGGCUCUGGAACAGAGGGAAGCUACUGCGACCUCAGGCCCUCCCCGGCCCCAUGUCCCGGGGCUCCAUGUGCCGCUGGUAUGCCCCCCACGCCUCCAGCUAAGAGCUACGUGGAGCGGCUGCGUGUGGAGGAGGCCCGAGGGCCUGCCCCAGGGAGGGAGAACGGAGCAGGGGCUGGGGGAGAGGCAUUCAGCGCCCCCCUGGUGGAGACUGCCUCCUCCUUCAGACCAGGGAAGUACCUGUCGCCCCUGAUCCCCCAGGAAAACAAGCCCUUGGAGAUGAGCGUGCUGAAGAGAGUCAAGGAGUUGUUGGCUGAGGUGGACGCUAGGACGGCUGCUAAACACAUCACAAUGGCCGACUGCACGGUGGCAAGGAUACUGGGCGUUACCAAGGAGAUGCAGAGGAUGAUGGGAGUAGGUUCAGGACUUGAGCUUUUGACUCUACCUCACGGACAUCAGCUGAGACUGGACCUACUGGAGAGGUUCUACACCAUGUCUAUAAUGAUGGCUGUGGACCUGUUGGGGUGUACAGGCAGUACAGAGGAGAGGGCUGCUCUGCUCCAUAAGACCAUCCAGCUGGCUGCUGAACUCAAGAGCAACCUUGGGAACAUGUUCGGCUUUGCUGCUGUGAUGAGAGCACUGGAGCUGCCACAGAUUUCUCGCUUGGAGCAGACGUGGAUGACGUUGCGUCAGAGACACACAGAGGGAGCCAUCCUCUAUGAGAAGAAGCUCAAGCCCUUCAUGAAGAACAUGAACGAUGGCAAAGAGAGCAGUGUGCUGUCCAACACGUCCUUCCCUCACGUGGUUCCUCUGCUGUCUCUGUUGGAGAAGGGUGUGGCCGUGGGGGAGGGGCCAGGGGCGGGGAUAGAACCCUGGGAGAACGUGGAGGCAGGUGUUGAUGUGGUGAUGUCACACCUGGAGGCGGCCCGGACCAUCGCUCACCACGGGGUGCUGUACCGCACCAAUGCUGAAACCAAACUACAAGGCUUCCAGGAGAGUCAGGAAGUUCUGGAGAUCUUCCGGACAGAGUUCCAGAUGAGGUUGCUAUGGGGAAGCAGGGGUUCGGAGGGCAGCCAAUCGGAACGCUAUGAGAAGUUCAACAAAGUCCUGACCGCUCUGUCUCACAAGCUGGAGCCUCCUGUACGCCACAGCGAACUAUAGCACCCAUCUCACUGAACACCCCUAUACAAAGCACUGCGCUCACAGUGGUACGACCCGCCUCCCCAUACUGCAAGGCACCUUGAUGUGGAUGUCCAAAGUGAAUAACGGGAGGAGGCCGACUAAACCGAGACAAAAUAGUGUACUUAGAAGAAGACAGCAGGCGAGAAGGAGCAUCUCACUGUAUACCCCCCCCCCCCAAAAAAAGGCACAAAGGGCUUUUUUCAGAGCUCUUCAAUAGGCUGUAAUAUUUCCCUCCCUAAAUGCUAAAAGACAGAGUGGGUCGUGGAGGAGUGGGGAAUUGGGUAUUCUUCUACCCAUCAGCAAGCUACAAAGGACAACAGGUAUGGUGUGCGCUGAGGGACAAACAGUGCAUGAGAAGUUGGAUCUAGCUGUUCUCUGGUAGAUCAUAUGAAGCUCUGAUCUGUCUUCAACACCUUCAUUAUUACCCUUACUAUUACGUCUGCACUUACUGGCUCAUUGUCGCACACUGUUCUGUCAGAGAGUAAUAGUAAACACAGUGUGUGUGUGUGUGUGUGUGUGUGUGUGUGUGUGUGUGUGUGUGUGUGUGUGUGUGUGUGUGUGUGUGUGUGUGUGUGUGUGUGUGUGUGUGUGUGUGUGUGUGUGUGUGUGUGUGUGUGUGUGUGUGUGUGUGUGUGUGUUCUGUCUGACUUGAAGAGAGAGUCCUAUUUAACACAAUGUGUGUGUGUACUUCAGGACAGCAGUACCCCAGAGAUACAUCGGCAUCUAUCUCUAUGACCUCUGACCUGUCUCAUCGGACCUCAGCUUCUGACUGCGAGGUUGUGUGUUCUAGAAUCUGUUCUUCUUGUAUAGACUCUCUGCGUGGCUGCCAUUACUUCAUCACAUAGCCCAUCAGGUCCCCUGUUGUUGACACACACAUUGUGUUCAUACAGACAGACACUUAUCCUCCAAUAAUGUAUGUUGCCAAGUCAUUUCAGCUGUUUGAGGCAUACUAAAGCAAUUCUCUCUGUGGGUUUUGUUUGUGUGCUGUUCAGAAGCAGUUCUCUUAUUGAGGCUCUUCUGAGAAGCAUCCCCUCUCCUCAUUUCUGGCAUGUCAUCCAUUUUUCAUAUGACUCUGAUUUUGUUUGAGUACCGUCUGGUAGCCUUUAUUUUAAUGGGAGCUAUUUUGGGAAGCAUUCCUCCCCCGCUCCCUCUCCUUAUCUCUGGCAUGCCAUUAAUGUUUCAUAAUGACUCCAGUCCCAUUGAAAUCAUAUGAGCAUGUUUGCCUUGUCCUCACUUGUCACAAACAUACCCUUAGAAAUAUCCUUAAAGCACUCUGACCUGUUUGAGUGAAUUAAUGUGCUUUUUGACAUGUAAAAACACUGACUACUAUUUUCUUCAACUUUAUUUAGAUAACAUUUUUCUGUGUGGUUUUAUUGCUGACCGGCAGAUUUUGUUGACAUGUUUGAAGACUUUGUUGACAUGGUAACAUAACAUGUUUGAGCCUCUGCUGUUGCCGUAUAGGAUUCAGGUUUUAACCAGUGUGAAUGAAUGUGCUUUAGUCUGAAAGUGACCAGAAUGUUCUCAGGGCAGAAUGGAGGCCCCCUCAGAUCUAGCCUGGUCCCAGACCUGUUUGUGCUGUCUUCUUGCCAACUUCUCUGGUCAUUGUCAGCCAAAGAAACUAUAUGAGAUUGCAAAACAACAUAAAUAGAUGUGGGAUCAGGCUACCUCAAACCCCCUCAGUGACUGUAUGAUGUGUUUUGCUUUGUAUGUAUGAUAACGUGUGUUUGAUAUGAUAUGGACAGAGUGUUGAAAAAAAGGACAUUUAGAUUUUAAAACCAUCAAAAGCGUUUUUGAUUUCACAUAUUCACUGUAGGAUCGUGCGAUUUUCACUCACUCAAAUUCAUAAAAUGUUCUCUUUUAAAUUGUAUUGUUGCUGAAAUGCUUUAGUAAAAUGCAACAUCAAGAUGAGGGCUUAAAGGAAUCUGUCAACGUCCUUGGAACUAAAUACAGUGUGACCUUUUGAUCAAAUAAUAACUGGCAACCUUUCCUCUGCCGACCCCUAAGCAGUGUUGCGUUGAAACACUAAAGCACUAUGAAUGAAGAUGACGAUUUAUUUUCGAUCUGUUUGUUGAAGCGUCAGUGUCUGCUGAUUGCUUUCCAAUCCAUGAUGUAUUUAGGCCUGAGAUAGAGAGCUGACUCUCAGAUCUAGGCAAUCACUUUUAAAUCAAUUAAGAGUCCCAUAGAAAACAAGCAGAGUAGACACUGCUGCCCCCGAGGAUGUGAGUCGUGUCCUACUGGGAACAAUCCACUUGAACGCCCCUCUAACUGGUGUGUACUACUGGGAAACUCGUCUAUCAUCCCUGAGCUACAACUUCUCCCACAUGCUGACCUCUGACGUCACCCACUAAGAAAAUGACCUUGAUAACAGCAUUUGAGAGUUCAAUGCAACAACAAAACAAUACAUAAAAAGCAAUCAAUUAAUAUGGGUUUUGAAUACUAUAAUUGGUUUACAAGCAUGAUAGCUGUACUUUUAGUUUAUGGUUGAGCAGCUUGUUGGCCAUUAGCCAAUCAGCAUUCCUCAAUGAGUUCAAGGCACGUGAAUGCAUCCAACUGGUAAUAACCACCUUCCUACUUGGUUAUGAAUGCAGCACAAGUGCCAGCCAGCCAGAAAGUGCAUCCCAGGUCGUAUUCAUAAGGCACCAAACAAAGGAAAACAUACUGAAACGGGGAGGGAUUAUCAAUUUUGUUUUCUGUUGCAAAACGUUUUGCUACAGUGUGCCCUAAUGAACACGACCCCAAUCAGCCAGUGAGAAUAAAGGGGAGAGCCAAAGUCCAAUUGCCUCUCUUGUCCAGUAGAGGGCACUAUUGUUCAGUCAGCAAAAAAAUAAAAAUUGAAGACACCUUGAUUUGAAUCUUUUUUUGAGUGUUUUUGUGAUUUAUUAAUAAAGCCUACUGGUUUAGGAACGAUUUGAUGAUGUACUGUAUGUAAUUAUGUUUCUCUCACCUUAUGUUGUACAGAUUACAUGUGCUUUUUUUCCUGUUGUAAAUAAUCAUUCUGAAAUGAUGAACCUAUAAUGAAAAAUGACAAAAAACUCCCAUGUUUGUGACCCCAUGUUUUUUUAUGUACUGUACAUAAUGGUUCACUUGUUUUUCAAAUAAAAUAAAGCUCGAGUCAAUGACG